This is a messenger RNA of Amphibalanus amphitrite, 681 nucleotides long. Its product is annotated as rab-like protein 3. The transcript has a single exon. Gene Ontology annotation, biological process: intracellular protein transport. NCBI's taxonomy places the organism in Eukaryota, Metazoa, Arthropoda, Thecostraca, Balanomorpha, Balanidae. The coding region runs from base 1 to 681 and encodes 226 amino acids. Gene Ontology annotation, cellular component: endomembrane system. The record is from RefSeq and is a predicted model, not a curated record. Gene Ontology annotation, molecular function: GTPase activity; GTP binding.
AUGAGUGACAUGGAGACAGUGAAAGUGGUAGUGGUUGGUGACUCCGGUGUAGGCAAGACAUCAUUGGUACACCUAAUCUGCCAAAAUGAGCCAUGUGCCAAGCCAUCGUGGACGAUCGGCUGUGCGGUGGACGUCCGCAUUCACGAGUUUCGCGAGGGCCUGCCGGAGCAGCGCACGUACUGUGUCGAGCUGUGGGACGUGGGCGGCAGCGCGGCGCACGCCAACACCAGGCGCGUCUUCUACGGCGGCGCGCACGGCGUCAUACUGGUGCACGACCUCAGCAACCGCAAGACGCAGAACACGCUGGCCGGCUGGCUGGCCGAGGUGCUGAGCCGCGACGCCGGCGAGUCGGCCGCCUUCGACCCGGAGACGUUCGCCGGCUCGGCCACCGCCCAGCUGCCCGUGCUGGUGGUGGCCUGCAAGCCGGACCUGUCCGACCCGCGGCGCGCCGCCCACCUCCAGCGACAGGCGUCCCGGUUCGCCGACGAGUGCGGCGCCCAGGAGAUCACCGUCGACUGUCUGAGCGCCCGCUCGCUGGCGGCCGGCAGCAGCAACGCCGUCAAGCUGAGCCGGUUCUUUGACAAAGUGAUUGAGCGCCGCUACCAGCGGGAGCCGGUGACCCAGCACUGGGAGCGGCGCCGGCCCGGGCCGCCCGUCAGACACUCGUACCGCGACUACUGA